UCAAGUGCCAGUUGUCGAAGCCAAGCAGUCCGGAUUCGCGCCUGCAGCUGUCAGAGCUCGGGAAUCGCAAUAGAAGUCAUCGCCAUGAAUCUGCCGCACGGACUGUCAAAAUCCCUACUUCCAUUCACGGUGCUCGGCGUCGUCUUAAUGUCAGCAGCCUUCUCGAAUGUAUAUAUCGUGUAUUUUGCAGCGCUCGAUUGCUAUGUGUGCACCUAUUUGAACGCUUACAGUGAUACCUCCUGCCUGAAGAACGCCAGUGCUGUUACUGUGCUCAACUGCACCAAGAAAUACUGUGUGACAAUGCGCGUGGAAAUGCGGCGUAACUCGAGCAAGGUGAUGUCCUUCCAGCGCGACUGCCAGGACAAGCCGAUGAUGCUGUAUGGCAAUAAGCCAGAUGAAUCGUAUCGCACUUAUUUCACAUCCUGCCAACAGGACCGCUGCAAUGGACACGAUGGUCGGGUUAGAAACUCGACAAAUGGAAGUGGUGGCAGUGGCAUACACAACGCUAUUAUUCCUGGAAAAAGUCCUGGUCAGGUCGUGUUUCUUAGCCCCUGGAUACCUAUCGUUUUAAUUAUAGUGGCACUUUGCCAGUUUCCAUAGUGAAUAGAAAGCUUUCAAUACCCUACCAAAAUGUCUUUAAAAAUGGUAGCAAGAU
Drosophila mauritiana is the source of this 655-nucleotide messenger RNA. RefSeq lists its product as uncharacterized. The transcript has 4 exons. The record is from RefSeq and is a predicted model, not a curated record. NCBI's taxonomy places the organism in Eukaryota, Metazoa, Arthropoda, Insecta, Diptera, Drosophilidae. Bases 85 to 600 code for a protein of 171 amino acids.